ACUACCCAAAAAAACAAUGGAAACACAGAGAAACUAUGGAAUGCAUCGCCAAUCUUUGGCAACGUACGAGGAUUCAACCCAAAUCUUGUUUGACUCGACCACCCCAAAAUCGCCGUCCCGCUCGUUAGUCCGUUACAAAUACCCUACACACGCGGACACGCCUCGCCUCGCCGAUCACGCCGCCCAACCCGCUCCCCCCACCGUCUCCGGCAAUGGCGCCUGACCUCGACGACGACCUCAUCCGUGCGGAGGCCGAGGCCGCGCUCAGGCUCCACCGCAACGGCCGCCGCGACGAGGCGCUGUCCCGCGCGAUGGACCUCGCCAUCCAGCACAAGCGGUCCUCCCCGCUCGCGCUCAACCUCUCCGGUGACCUCAACAUGGCCGCGCACCGCCGGAACCGCCGCCGCGGCCGCGGCGCCGCCGCCGACGACAAGGCGCUGGCGGAGAGGCAGGCGAAGUUCGCCGCCACCUGCUACAAGAUGUCGCUCGACGCCGUCCCGGACUGCGUCGAGACGUUCGCCGCCUAUGGCGAGGCCCUCGUCGGGACGGGGAUGUGGAAGCCGGCGUGGGACGCGUUCAUGCGCGCCGCCGCGAUCGCCCACCCGGCCGACCCGGCGGCGCACCGCCUGGGCGGCUACGGCCGGAGCGCGGGGCUGACGAGGGGGGAGAGGGUGGAGAUGGCCAAGGCGAGGCUGCGCCGCGCCAUCGACUGCUACUCCAACGCGCGCUGCGAGGACGCCGUCGCCGAGGUGCUCGCAACCGUCGAGCACCACGGCGCCGCCUCCGCCGUGCACGGCGCGGCGAAGCUCGCCGACCGCUACCCGUCGUCGGCGCGGGCGCAGUGCCUCCCGGCCUACGUGGCCGUGGAGCUAGCUCGCGAGCGCCGCGGCGGCGCGGCGUACCCGGCGACGGCGGCCACCCCGAGGCACAAGACGCUGCGCCGCGCGCUCGCCACGAUGGACACCGCCGCCCGCACCUUCGACCGAUCGCUCGUGGUCGCGCUGUUCCGCGCGAAGCUGCUCGCCUGCCUCCACGACUACGACGCCGCCGAGGCCGAAUGCCGCCGCGCCCUCGCCGUCGAUAACCCCGACGACCCGGCGGCGCACGAAAUCCCCCUCGGAUCUGCGAUCGGAGAAGAGUACGACGACAUGGUGUCAUCCCUCAGGAAACAACUCUGUGAUCUUCAGAAGAAGCUUGUCUUGUUAGCCGUACACGAUUGGGCAUCCAUGGAAAGCGAGAAGCAAUCUCAGAUCCUCUCCGUCAGCAUCGACGAACUGCGCGAACACUACAGCAAGAUCGACCAAAUCGCGGCGAACACAGUCUCCGAAGCGCGGCGCUUCUCCAAGACACACGGUUCAUGGUGUUUCUGGAUUUGCCCGCGAUCUUCGGGCCAAUGUGCAGGCAAGAAGUUCCUGGACACUGCAUCUUUGCUGGAACAUCUGCGCAAUAAGCACCCGGACGAUCUAUGGGUGAAUUUGAAGUCAUUUCUUGACACAAAACUGUGUGGAAAAUUUAAAACUGAGAAUGCAUCACAGGAUGGCUAUUCAUGCCACGAUGAGAUGUUACAGUUUCAGAGCAUAGAUGGUAUGAUCGAGCUAGUGUUAAACCUACCUCCUGGUGGAAUGAAAUCAGAGACCCUGUCAGAGAUGAGGAGGAGGAAAUGCAGUGAAUUAGCUGAGAUCCUUGACAGAAUCAAGAAGAAGUUGAGGGCUUGUCCUAAAGAUUUAUCAAGCUCUGAGUUUGAUCAGGUUCGUUCUGAAAUGCAAGAUCUGUGGCUGAAGUUUACCGAGUUGUCGGUUUUCGAUUACCGUGAAGCAGUCGUGCCCCUUGCGAGGAUGUAUCAAUGGAAAGAGUUAAAGAAACGCAUCAGUGAAGAUGGGAGCAUUAUUGCUGCUUGGAGUAUCGAUGAUAUAUUUGGUGAUGUUCCUGCAGAACAUGCCUCCCUUGAUGAAAAAGUUGGCCAUCAAACUGGGGAGAACAAAGUGACAAAUAAAUCAGAUAACUUGAAGGCAUGAGCUCCCAAACAAAAGGCUCCUAUUCUCCAACACAAAGAAAGGGCCAGCUGCGACGCAAUAUCCCGAUCUUUUUCUACAUUAUAUUUUAUAAAUUUGAAAUCUUGUGUGGCACUAUGAACGAGUGGGACAUGAGAAUAGUUUGCUAGCUUUUGAAGUUAGCUAGUUAGUGUCACGGAAAAAAUGAGAAUAUCAAUUAGCUUACGAUUAUUUAAGUACUCGCUCUAUUUAAAAAUAUAAUGCAUAACUAUUUUUUUAAUGUUUCAUAAUUCAAUGCAUGUGACAUAUGUAAUUAACUAUUAUAUUUAUGUAAUGUAUUAAUUGGGAU
Oryza sativa Japonica Group (Japanese rice) is the source of this 2340-nucleotide messenger RNA. RefSeq lists its product as uncharacterized. Gene Ontology annotation, molecular function: protein binding. Lineage: Eukaryota; Viridiplantae; Streptophyta; Magnoliopsida; Poales; Poaceae. The record is from RefSeq and is a predicted model, not a curated record.